UCUAUAAAAGAGGGGCGGACACCAACUGCCCCCAAACGUCAGAGCGCACUUAACUAUAAAUCUCUCCAAACAGCCCUCUGCGCCCGGUGCGGUGUUAUGCGCAGACAUCUGUCCUGCCUAAGUCCAGUAUGAGGACAACGCGUGUGGAAACGCUUCUAGCUGCAUAGACACUACCUGACCCGGAGAAAAUGGAGAAUAAAUACCCCCAUCUGUGUUGUUUACUAUGUCAAGAUGUUGUAAAAUGUUGUCGACUAUGAUUUUUUUUAACGCAGUUCUGGAUAUAACGGCGCUUUAACUAAGAGGCAGACAAGAGCUUGUUGCACUCUGGAAAACAGAUAUUGCGCACCUUUUGCGCCUCGCUUAUGCGCCGGAGACGCUGAUGUCUUCAUUGGACUCCUUUCAGUCGGAGAUGGUGGAUCUCUCUCGGAUUUCCAACGUGGAAACGUAGCAUCCAAUUAAUCAGCGACUGCAACUGUACCCCGUAAAGGCGCAGUGGCACUUGGUCGGCUCUCUUCAACACCUACCUUUGGACUCCAAAGUGUGGAGAGACGCAUGGUUUGGUCGCUGCGCUGGAUUCGGAGUAUGUGAAAACGCACCUGGUGCGGAAUUUCACCUUUUGUUCUAUUUGGACACUAACUGAAUUUUAACUCGUUUCAAGGAUUUUUUUUUUUUUUUUGGGAUCGUGGCUGUUCGAACGAUUCACUGCAGCUGAAUCAGCUUGGGACACUAAAUGAGUCGCGUUUUCUGUCUGGAUUUUAACACCAACAGCCAAGCGAGUUUCAGGUCUGCAUGGGCCAUAUUUAAGGUAAGUGAAGCAUUUGUGUUUUUUUUAUAAUUUCAGAGUGUGACAAAACAUUUUCAUAUCUGUAGAUCAUCUGCGCGCAAAGGACACACACGCUUCACUCCAGUUAUUUUCGUUGAAACAGCAAACCGAGAUGAGAAAUGCAACUUGUGCUUGUGUAAAGACAGUUGUUAGGACUUUUUUUAAUGCAUAGCAUGUUUAAGCUCAGUAUUUAUCCAUGCAUAGCUGUUUAGGUUUACUGCAGACUCAACAUGCCAUUAGACAGAGUCACGUAAGCUUUGGGGAUCGCCAUCUGGCCAACUCACACCAUUAUUUAGGCUAUCGCUGCCAACACGCUUUGGUGCGUGCUUUAACCAACGCAUUUUUUUUGUUUGUGUGUUAGGCGCACCCUCCUGAUAUCAUAACAAGAGGAAUAUAUCAUCUCAUAAUCCUAAUAGCUCUGACCAUCAGCAGAGAAUAAAUUAAAAGCAGGCUGCUGGUUAAUCACAAAUGUAUGUUAUUUAAAAAUUGUUUUUUUUUACUUUUACGCACAAAUUUACGCAUUAAUUUAUGAUUCUUUCUAUAUGCUGUUUCUAUAUUUUGUGCUUAUUUUGACAUUAUCAAGUGCAUUUAAGGCUAUUUGCUAUUAUCAUUUCUUUAAUCAAAAUUCUGUGCUAAGUUUACCCUGAUAUUCAUAAAUACAGCGAAGACAACUAUGAGACAGAGACAAAGUGAGGACCAUAGCCUCUUGACAUGAUGGCACAUAGUUAUUAAUACAGACUGAGUCAGGACUGGCUGAUUUCAUUAGAAACAAAAGUUGGCCUACAUUCUAAGUGUGUUUAGAUUUUUUUUUUUUUUUGCCAUUUUUUGUACUUUGUUUUAUCUCUCUGUUUCAAACAAAAUGUCCCAUCUGUUGUUUUUUUGCAGCCUUCUUCAUAGGAACUGAGUCUAAGAUGAAGUUAUGGGAUGUUUUGGCCACGUGUUUGUUGCUCCUGAGCUCUGUUGCUACACGGCCUCUCUACCAAAACACUCAGCCAGCCAAGAGGACUUACUUCCCCAGCAGCUACAGUGAUUCAGUGUCCCUGUCUGUGGAGGACGAAGAGCCAGCGUUCCAGCGUGAAGACCACAACCUGCAGGAGAUCUCUAUGGAGAAUCAAUAUGACAUCACAGGUCCCUAUCCAGAUCAGUUUGAUGAUGUAAUGGAUUUUAUCGAGGCUACCAUUGGCAGACUCCGGAGAUCAUCAGAGCCCAACGGGGGCUCCAGGGGACGGAGGGAGCAGAGACAGAGGGGAGCAGCAAACACGGGAGGCACGAGGGGUGAGGGAAGAGGACAUGGCGACAGGAGGCGGGGACGGGGGCGAGGGGGAAGCCGAGGCAGUAAAGGGGGCAGAGGCGAGAGGGGGAGGGAGAGGAUAUCGGUGCAGAGUCGAGGCUGCUUGCUGAAGGAGGUCCAUCUCAAUGUGACGGACUUGGGGCUGGGCUACCAGACUAAAGAGGAGCUGAUCUUCCGGUACUGCAGCGGCCCCUGCGUGGAGGCGGAGACCAACUAUGACAAGAUCCUGAACAACCUCACACACAACAAGAAGCUGGACAAAGACACGCCCGCCCGCACUUGCUGUCGACCAAUCGCAUUCGACGAUGACUUAUCUUUCUUGGAUGACAAUGUGGUGUAUCACACACUGAAGAAGCAUUCUGCCAGGAAGUGUGGCUGUGUCUGAGGAAGUCACACGGACCGACAUCAUCCAGCAACAGUGAACUAAGGAUCACCUUUACAAGCUGGUACUGCAAAGGGAGGGAUCGCUGUUGGAAACGGGCAUAUGAGGUCAAAGAGGAAGUGUAUCAUCAAAGGAGAAUUCUGUACAUUUAACUUUUGACAGUUCACACUCAGUACUCCAGAUCCUUUGACCAGUAUUUGACUGCUCAGUCAGACACAUGCAGAAAAUGUGCACAAAUUUGGGGAAGAAUCAAUACUGUUACACUUCCAGAUUUGCUAACUGUGUUGUCUAAAAAGGUGAGAGUGAAGAAAAACUUUGGUUGGCUUGUUUGCUUUUUUUUUUUUUGUGGAAGAAUCCAUUUUCCCAGGAACAUCAGUUUUUCCAUGGCUGGCUCCUUAGACUGCAGAUGAACGCAGAGAUGUGAGGAGUAUAUUCAGCUGCGGUUUAAAUCACUUCCACUGCAUAGUCUGGUUGUUGACAUUUACAUUCAGAGCCAAGUGAUGAGAAAUACCACACCAGGGUUCAGCAACGAUGUUUUUUUGGUGCAACACAUCAACAUAAAAUCCAAUCAUAUAUAUAUAUAUAUAUAUAUAUAAAUAUAUAUAUAUACACGUGUGUGUAAGAGGUAUAUUUAUUAAGAUGGAAUUAACUUAUUGUUAUUUAUUUCAAUCCAUUUUAUGAAAGAAAUUGUCAUGUUUCUUAUUUAUUUAAAAAGCUUUGUUUGUCCUGGAUGGUGCCAAAGUGGAGCAUUUUCUCAUACAAAAUCUUACAAGGCGAUCCACAACUGCUACACACACACACACACACACACACACACACACACACACACACACACACACACACACACACACACACACACACACACACACACACUAA
This is a messenger RNA of Seriola aureovittata, 3372 nucleotides long. It is a transcript of the gene gdnfa, whose product is annotated as glial cell derived neurotrophic factor a. Gene Ontology annotation, molecular function: receptor tyrosine kinase binding; growth factor activity; glial cell-derived neurotrophic factor receptor binding. The coding region runs from base 1735 to 2499 and encodes 254 amino acids. The transcript is spliced from 2 exons. Gene Ontology annotation, biological process: negative regulation of neuron apoptotic process; peripheral nervous system development; positive regulation of branching involved in ureteric bud morphogenesis. Lineage: Eukaryota; Metazoa; Chordata; Actinopteri; Carangiformes; Carangidae. The record is from RefSeq and is a predicted model, not a curated record.